AUGCCCACAAGCGCUGCAAGCGCAGAUUCAACGAAUAAGUUAGUUAUAGAGGAGUUGACAUUUGAUUUGUUUGAUAUUCAAUCAAGGCACGAUGCUAUGGCGUCGACAUUAAAUGUUGAUCAGAAAGUGAUCUACGACGAUGUUAUCGCUUCUGUCUUGAUUGGUGAUGGUCGGCAAUUUUUUAUUUAUGGCCAUGGUGGUACAGGAAAGACCUAUUUAUAUCAAGCAAUAAUUUACAGGUUUAGAGCUGAAGGAAAAAUUGUAUUAGUUGUAGCAUCUUCCGGCAUAUCUUCCUUGCUAUUACCAGGCGGUAGAACCGCUCAUUCGCGCUUCAAAAUACCUAUAAAUUUAGACGAUCGGUCCUCUUGUGAGAUUAAAAAAGGUACCCAGUUGGCAGAAUUAAUAAAACAAGCUGCGCUAAUAGUUUGGGAUGAAGCGCCAAUGAAUCAUCGCCAUUGUUUUGAAGCCGUCGAUAGAUCAUUUCGUGAUAUCUUAUCUUCAUCGGAUGAAAAUGUGCGCGACCUACCUUUUGGAGGAAAAACAAUGGUCUUGGGGGGGGAUUUUCGUCAAAUACUACAUGUUGUUCCACAAGGCAUGAAGGAAGACAUACUAGAUGCUUCCAUUACUAAAUCGUACAUAUGGAAUUAUUUUAAAGUUCAUAGAUUGAGUAGGAAUAUGCGCGUUGUCGACUCCCAAAGUGCAGCUGCUCCAUUAUCUGACAUCUCAUUCCCAGAUUGGUUACUUUCCAUAGGAGAUGGCAGAAUUAAGUCACAACAAAUAGAUUUAUUUGAUGAGGAAAAUAACUGGAUCGAAAUACCUAUGAAAUUUAUAGUCGACUAUAUAGAUGACCCUAUUAAUAGUAUUAUUAAUUAUGUUUAUACAAAUUUUGAAACACGAUACGCCGAUUGUGUUUAUCUAAAAGAAAGGGCAAUUGUAUGUCCUAGAAACGACGUCGCAGAUCAAAUUAAUUCUGCAAUGCUUCAAUUGUUACCGACACAUGAGCAAAUUUAUUAUAGUUGUGAUAGCAUUUGUAAUAAUUCUCCUAACUUAGAAGAACUACUUAUGCUCUAUCCCAUUGAAUUCUUAAAUACACUGCAUUUUAAUGGGUUUCCCCAAUACGAGUUGAAAUUAAAAGUACACACACCAAUUAUGUUGCUGCGUAAUUUAAAUCCCUCAGCUGGCUUAUGCAAUGGGACAAGAUUGUUAGUAGUUCAGUUAGGUGUUCGCGUUAUUGAAGCUGAGAUUGUGACAGGUUCGUAUGCGGGGGAUCGAGUCUUCAUUCCUCGCAUUGUUCUGUCUACUACAGAUAAGAAAUGGCCUUUUACUUUGAAAAGACGUCAAUUCCCAGUAAAAGUGUGUUAUUGUAUGACAAUUAAUAAAAGUCAGGGUCAAACAUUACAAAAAAUAGGUGUUUAUUUGGACCAUCCGGUUUUUACCCACGGUCAAUUGUACGUUGCUUUGUCUAGAGUUACGAAUGAAAAUGGUAUAGGUAUCCUUAUACAUAGACAUGAUGCAGAUGAAAACAACACAUACUCGCAUUUUACUAAAAAUGUUGUGUACUCUGAAAUAUUGCAACAAUUAUUAUGA
Mercurialis annua (annual mercury) is the source of this 1587-nucleotide messenger RNA. RefSeq lists its product as uncharacterized. Lineage: Eukaryota; Viridiplantae; Streptophyta; Magnoliopsida; Malpighiales; Euphorbiaceae. Gene Ontology annotation, biological process: DNA repair; telomere maintenance. The transcript has a single exon. Bases 1 to 1587 code for a protein of 528 amino acids. The record is from RefSeq and is a predicted model, not a curated record. Gene Ontology annotation, molecular function: DNA helicase activity.